This is a messenger RNA of Cylicocyclus nassatus, 1116 nucleotides long. NCBI's taxonomy places the organism in Eukaryota, Metazoa, Nematoda, Chromadorea, Rhabditida, Strongylidae. The record is from the annotation of a GenBank genome assembly.
GUACGUUCCAAGUGCGGUUCCACUAUGUCUAACGUUCCGGGAAAGAAACCCAAAAGAAUGGGACGAAAAGGUGAUUUUCCAGAAGAAGCUAGUACUAAAAGAAAGGGCGCCCUUGACAAUAAAGAGGAUGUAACACAAAAUGAGAAGGCUAAGAAAAAAAUGGGAGGGACAGGAAGUCUCAAAGGACAUGCUAAAGCCAGAGGCGCCGCACUAAAUCCAGAAGUUGAAAAAGCUGUGGAUAAAUUUGUAAAGCACGCUACAGAAUCUGGUAUCGAAGCACUCCGCGAAGAAAGUCGGAUAGUAUUAGAAUUCCGACCACCGGCAGGUUCUUGCACAAAAUUCUCGUCAAUGCCGGAGAGGAAUCGCUUCCCGGAGAUCCAGUGUCUUGAUGAAACCCGAAUAGUACUUGAAGAAACUGAACCAUCUACUAAUACAUACAUUCAUGCAAAUCGAGUUAAGCUAGAAAAGUCUGAUCGGACCUAUAUCCUAACACAAGGUCCUAAAGAAAACACUAUAGAAGAUUUCUGGCGCAUGAUUUUCCAAGAGCAGUGUGCCGGAGUAGUUAUGCUGUGUAAUUAUUAUGAGGAUGGCAUGCAAAAAUGUGAUGAAUUUUUCCCAACAGAGAAUGGUGGCUAUAAGUACUAUGGGAAGAUGUUUGUUAAUAAUAAAAAAGUGGAUCACCUUGAUCAGCAUGACAUCUACACGCUAGAAAUUUUGCCAGACGGGUGCUCGAACUCCAUUCUUACACGCCUUGCGCAUUGCACCACUUGGCCUGACAAAGCUGUGCCAGCUAGCGGUCGGAUGGUACUACGAUUACUGAAAUGGAUGCAGGCCCUAGAAGCAAUGGCUCCCGUCGCAGUAGUGAGCGGCGCUGGUGUUGGACGUGCGGGCACAUUUUUAGCGAUUGAUCAAGUUUGUUGUCGAUUAUUCAAGGGAUUCGACGUCUCGGUGAAGGAUGUCGCACUUGAAAUUAGAAAACAACGUGCCUAUGCCAUAUCGAAUGAAUUACAGUAUUUUUUCGUCUACUCAACUGUACUCGACUACAUUAGGGCGAAAAUACCGAGAUAUCACAAUGUUGUGUCAAAAUUCUAUAACGAACUGAGUCAGGCAAUAUAA